GUCAACCAAACCUCACACAUGGUACUGACGUGUCUCGCAGGACACCCCUACCAUUGAGGAAGGUCGAGAUAAGAUAAAACACAAGCCUUGUAAUUUUGACCCGAAAACAAUUGGAACAAGGUUCCCUCGACACAGUCAUGAAGGUCGUCGUGUGUGCGCUGAUGGUGCUGUCGGUGGCUGAAGCUCUCAACAUCGCCGCCUUCAACAUCAAGAGGCUCAGUGAAAAUACCCUGAAUAGCCACGCAGGCAGGUUGCAGAGUCUGGUCACGAUAUUGCGUCGCUAUGACAUCAUCAGUGUGGAGGAAGUCAUGGACGCAUACGGUCUCGCUGACGUCGUUAAGUCAAUGAACAGUCACGGAGGUGGGCCAUAUGCCAUGAUAAAGAGCGCGAAGACUGGGAGAACAUCCUACAAGGAAUAUUAUGCCUUCGUCUACAGGACAGACAGGGUUCAGGUGCGAGGGUCCUAUCAGUACCACGAUGUGCACGACUGGUUCGAGAGGGAACCGUUUUCUGCGUUGUUCCACGCGCCGUCGUCACAACUCUCUGACUUUGUGAUCGCUGCAUGUCAUCUGAAGCCAGACCAGGCAAAGCCCGAGAUCGGCCACCUGGUGGACGUCUACACCGACAUCUCCAACCACUACAACAACAAGAAUGUGAUGUUCGACGGCGACUUCAACGCCGACUGCAGCUACUUGUCAACGUCGGCCCUGCUGCAAAGCCCUCUCUACCAGGACCACAGGUUCCAGUGGCUGCUGUCGAGUAGUGUGGACACUACCGCCAGCCACCACACCAACUGUGCUUAUGAUAGGUUCGUGGUAGCCGGGGCGGAGUUCCAGGCCGCCGUCGUGCCAGGCAGUGCCACCGUGUACAACUUUGAGACCGCCCUCCAUCUUACUUUUACACAGGCCUAUAGCGUCAGCGACCAUUAUCCCAUCGAGAUGAAGCUAAAAUCUGCCUGAACCUGGAUAUCAUGUCACCAGGUCUUUCUUCAAAUGAAAUAAAAGAUCAUUGUCUUCCUAA
Molecule: messenger RNA, 1020 nt
Organism: Haliotis rufescens (red abalone)
Lineage: Eukaryota; Metazoa; Mollusca; Gastropoda; Lepetellida; Haliotidae
Product: deoxyribonuclease-1-like
Exons: 9
Coding region: 138-959 (273 amino acids)
Biological process (GO): DNA catabolic process
Cellular component (GO): nucleus
Molecular function (GO): DNA nuclease activity
Source: RefSeq, a predicted model, not a curated record